AUGGCACUGUACGAGCUCCUGAAAGCGAACAUGCCUGCCAGCAUUGUCCAGUGGACGACGCCGAUUCAGGCAUGGGUUCCUGGUGUCACGCCGAUGUCGACGCUUCCGUCGGUUUUCAUCACAUCGGCUGCCUACCUGGUUGUUGUGCUGGGUGGACAGGAGAUUAUGCGCUUUUUCCCUGCUGUGCCGGCCAAGUACGUCAAGAUUCCGUUCUUCAUCCACAACUUGUUGCUGUCUCUGGGUAGUCUGGUUCUUCUGUUGCUCUACCUGGAGCGCCAAUUUUUGCUGAUCCGCCAGUACGACCUGCAUGACUCCAUUUGCCGCGCCAAUCUCUUUGAACAAUCAGUAAUGUUCCACAUUAUCAACUACUAUUUCAAGUACUGGGAGUUUGUCGACACUUUCUUCCUUGUGAUCAAGAAGAAGAACUUGAUGUUCCUGCACGUGUACCACCACAUGGCCACGGCGAUGCUUUGUUACUCGCAAAUUGUCAAUCGCACAACGCUCUCGUGGGUGAUCAUCUGCCUGAACCUUGCUGUGCACGUCAUUAUGUACAGCUACUACGCGUUUGCCAGCAUCGGUAUUCGUUGCCCGUGGAAGAAGUGGAUCACUACCGGCCAAAUUCUCCAGUUUGUGAUCGACGUGGCCGUGUGUGUUUAUGGCAUUUACCACCACUACGCCCCCCAGGCCAAGAUCAACUUGCCUUACGUGCGCUACUGCCAUGGCGAGCCUGCUGCAGCUUUCUCGGGUCUCGCGAUCCUGGUCAGCUACCUGUUCCUCUUUAUUUUGUUCUACAAGAAGACAUACAAGAAGCCGGCCAAGGCCAGUGUUAGUGCCAAGAAGAUGCAGUAA
This is a messenger RNA of Malassezia pachydermatis, 849 nucleotides long. Its product is annotated as fatty acid elongase. The record is from RefSeq and is a predicted model, not a curated record. Gene Ontology annotation, cellular component: endoplasmic reticulum membrane. Gene Ontology annotation, molecular function: fatty acid elongase activity. Bases 1 to 849 code for a protein of 282 amino acids. Lineage: Eukaryota; Fungi; Basidiomycota; Malasseziomycetes; Malasseziales; Malasseziaceae. The transcript has 3 exons. Gene Ontology annotation, biological process: fatty acid elongation, polyunsaturated fatty acid; fatty acid elongation, monounsaturated fatty acid; fatty acid elongation, saturated fatty acid.